Staurois parvus is the source of this 368-nucleotide messenger RNA. Lineage: Eukaryota; Metazoa; Chordata; Amphibia; Anura; Ranidae. The record is from the annotation of a GenBank genome assembly.
AGAACCGGCAGUUGUCAGAGCGGGGAUCGGCACCGAUCAUCAGGGCACUGAUUAGUGCCCUGAUGAUCGGUGCCCAGCAGUGCCACCCACCAGCUCCGCCCACCUGUGCCCAGCAGUGCCACCCACCUGUGCCACUCACCUUGCCCAGCAGUGCUGCUAUCAGUGCCGCCUAUCAGUGCUGUCUAUCAGUACCCAUCAUCAGUGCUGCCUAUCCAUGCCACCUCAUUAGUGCUGCCUAUCAGUGCCCUUCAGUGCUGCCUCAUCAACGCACAUCAGUGAAGGAGAAAAAUUACCUGUUUGCAAAAUUUUAUAAUAGAAACAAAGAAAAAUUUUUUUUUUCAAAUUUUUUUGCGCUUUUUUUGUUUAUA